UCUGUAACACCACGACUCCAUUUCUAUUUGCUUGAAGAAAAUCACUCCGUCAAGCUUUGUUCAUCGCUCCAAACAAGCAGAAAACUGGAAAAGUUCGGUUUGUAUCAUUGUAUGUUGAAUUAACCAGUCGUUCACCAUCUUCAUUCGUCUUCCCGUCCUGUGAAACGGCCUGGUAUGGUUUUUUGAAUGCUAGCAUGGCGUUUUCUAGAGCUGCAAAACGUUCCCUUGGAAUUAUGAUUGCUAACAGGCUGCUGAACAAUGCUAGUCGACGUGGAUUUUCCGGUUGCGCAAGCAGUAGGAUCUUUGUUGGUGAAGGUGUUCAAUAUGGAAGUUCAGUUCCCUACGCUUGCGAUGCCAAUUCUGUUCUUUAUUCGAGACUUAGUCUGCUGAGAAGAUUUAGUGUGGAAACCCCCGCCGGGUCGGACCAGAUGAGUCUCAUAAGGCAGCUGAGAGAAAGGACUAGUGCACCAAUUAAAGACGUCAAGGCUGCUCUUAUUGAUUGCAAUUGGGAUAUUGAAGCAGCACAGACAGAACUGCGAAAAAGAGGAAAGGUGCUGGCCCUGAAAAAGUCUUCUCGAACUGCUGCUGAAGGCCUUCUUGCCUUGGCCCAAAAUGAAACCAAAGCUGUUGUUAUUGAACUUAACUGCGAGACUGACUUUGUUGCUAGGAAUGAGAUUUUUCAAUACUUGGCUCUAUCUUUAGCAAGGCAAGCAUUGUUGUCUGAGAGUUUGUCUCAUGACGUUUCCGGGACUUUUCCUGUUGGACUAGAGCAAUUGGAGGGAAUGAAACUAAAUCUCGAACACCCAAAAAUUAAUGGAGAAACAACAGCUCUUAAUGCAGUUACUGAAGUAGCAGCCAUAAUGGGGGAGAAUAUUAAGCUAAGACGAGGUUUUUCGAUGUCUGCUUCUUCAAGUGGUGUUAUUUCUACAUACCUCCACACAAGUCCUCAGCCAGGUUUGGGUCGUAUUGCUGGAAUUUUGUCUCUUGAAGUUGAGGGUGGUAAUUCAAAGUCAGAUGCUCUUCAACGUGUUGGAUCAGAAUUAGCAAUGCAUGUAGUGGCUGCAAAGCCGUUGUUCUUGACAAAGGAACUCGUUGCUUCUGACGCAUUAGAGAAUGAACGUGAAGUUCUCAAGUCUCAGGCUGAAACAACUGGCAAAUCUCAAAUGGCUAUAGAAAAGAUGGUUGAAGGUCGUUUGCGGAAGUACAUGGAAGAAGUUGUCCUGAUGGAGCAGAAGUUUAUUGUUAAUGAUAGUGUAAAUGUCAAGACGUUGCUGGAUAACCUGUCCAAGGAAGUGGGUUCGCCAGUGAAGAUUGGAAACUUUCUAAGAGUUGGAGUCGGGGAAGGAAUUGAUAGGCUGGAAACGUUGGAUUCAUCUGAGCCUGUGGCUCAAGCUGCAUAAAUAUAGAGGUCUGGUACUAGCUCUACAAUUUAUUAAGUUCCAUAGCAUCCUCAGUCGCUGCAGAAAUUUUCAGGAGCAAGCAUCUAGCAGAAAUUGCCUCCCCCUUGCUUUUAGCAUUACAAGGAUUGUAUGUAUUACCUAGAAACACUUUGCGUAACGCCACGCUGCAUUUUUGUUUAUCAUUCGUGCCUGAUUACAAGAUCGACUGACCAAUAAAUUUUGAAAUCAGGGUCAGUUGAGAGUUUGUGUUACUUCACACAAACUGUGCUUCUUAUUUAUUCAUGAAACUAGAUUCUCUUACAAAUAACAACCCCACAAUAUCCUGAGGUUGUUCUUAUGAAAUUUAUAAGGGAAUAGAUGCUAUAAGUUGUGGCUAUUGAGGUUAUUAUCACAUUACCACUUCGAGCUUGGGAGUCCUGUUGCUAUUAA
Cucurbita pepo subsp. pepo (vegetable marrow) is the source of this 1829-nucleotide messenger RNA. The record is from RefSeq and is a predicted model, not a curated record. Lineage: Eukaryota; Viridiplantae; Streptophyta; Magnoliopsida; Cucurbitales; Cucurbitaceae.